Messenger RNA from Chelonus insularis, 1006 nucleotides. It is a transcript of the gene Coa8, whose product is annotated as Cytochrome c oxidase assembly factor 8. Gene Ontology annotation, biological process: intrinsic apoptotic signaling pathway. Gene Ontology annotation, cellular component: mitochondrion. The record is from RefSeq and is a predicted model, not a curated record. NCBI's taxonomy places the organism in Eukaryota, Metazoa, Arthropoda, Insecta, Hymenoptera, Braconidae. The transcript is spliced from 3 exons. The coding region runs from base 141 to 626 and encodes 161 amino acids.
CCUUAAAUAGAAUAAUAAUAAUAAUAAUAAUUCAAUGUUGACAUGAAUUAUAACCUUACUUUUUGAAACUGGUCAAUAAUUGAAAAUUAAUAGAAAUUGUAAACAAUAUAUUAUUUUUAAUGGAAGAGUGAUAAAAAAAUAUGAAUCUAAGACAUAUCUGUCCACUGUGGAGCUAUCAACGUUGGAAUCAUUUUCGAUAUAGUCAUUCUUUGCAUUCAUCGAAUUCAAAGUUUAAUCUAGUGAAAAAUACUAAAACAGAAAAUGCUGAUGUCAUAGGACCUCCAGAUGAAAUAUCCAAUCUUCGACCAAUUAUUUUUGCAAAAUCUAAAAAUGAAACUAAAUUAGAAAAAGAAUAUAGAGAAAUGAGGGAGGAUACACAAAAUUGGAACCAACAGUUCUGGUCUGAACACAAUUCAAGAUUUAUUACGGAAAGAAAACAAUUCCAGAAAGGCUUAAAUAAAAAUGAUGGGUCAAUUACCGCUGAUCAAAUGUCAAUAUUCUACAAGAGUUUUUUAGAUAAAAAUUGGAAAACACAUUUGAAUUAUAAUAUAUCAUGGUACAAAAAAAAUUUUCGUAUUGUUUUUCUUGAAUUACGAGUAAGACUGUCAAAAUUUAAAUUUAAAUAGCAAUCAAUUUUUUCUUCUCUUAUAAAGUUGGAGAAUUAAAUUACAAAUUCAUAAUAAGGAAUAAUUAUUUUACAAAAAUUAAGUACAAUAGGAACAAAAAAUAGAAUAAAUUUUGAAAAAUAAAUAAUGCACUUGGUGCUAAAAUCCUAGUUCGAUUUCGAACAAAUCACGGAUUGAAAAUUUUAUUUUGCAAACAUAACAAUAUGUAUCCUAAAUAAAAAAAAUAGUAGUAUUUACUAGCAAUAUUUUAUCGAAUAAAGAAUUCAAGAUGCCUACAUGUAUGUCGUGAAUUCUUAAUUGUAGAGAAAAAAUGACAUAAAUUUUUUAAUUGAAUUGUAAAUAAUAUUGUAACUAAAAUUUUAAAAAAUUUGUAAAUAAAU